This is a messenger RNA of Echinostoma caproni, 879 nucleotides long. NCBI's taxonomy places the organism in Eukaryota, Metazoa, Platyhelminthes, Trematoda, Plagiorchiida, Echinostomatidae. The record is from the annotation of a GenBank genome assembly.
AUGAACUCGAACAAGUCAAUCAAUCCUGAUGAGGCUGUGGCUUACGGUGCCGCUGUGCAGGCGGCCAUUUUGAGUGGUGACAAGUCUGAGGCUGUGCAGGACUUACUGCUUUUGGAUGUCGCCCCAUUGUCAUUGGGCUUAGAGACUGCCGGUGGUGUAAUGACUGCAUUGAUCAAGAGGAACACCACGAUUCCGACCAAACAAACUCAGACAUUCACCACUUACUCGGACAACCAACCUGGUGUAUUGAUUCAGGUCUACGAAGGCGAGCGUGCAAUGACAAGGGACAAUAACUUACUUGGGAAGUUCGAAUUGUCAGGCAUACCUCCUGCACCUCGGGGUGUGCCUCAGAUCGAAGUGACCUUCGAUAUUGAUGCCAACGGUAUUCUGAACGUGUCGGCAGUCGAUAAAAGCACUGGAAAACAGAACAAAAUCACCAUUACAAAUGAUAAAGGGCGCCUGUCGAAGGACGACAUUGAUCGGAUGGUUGCCGAUGCAGAAAAGUACAAGGCGGAUGACGAACGCCACCGCGAUCGCGUUGCGGCAAAGAACGCUUUGGAAAGCUAUGCUUACUCAAUGAAGCAGACUGUGGAGGAUGAGAAAGUGAAGGACAAAUUGUCUGAUUCCGAUCGUAGUACCAUCACAAGCAAAUGCGACGAGACUAUCAGCUGGCUGGAGAACAACCAGACUGCGGAGAAGGAUGAGUUUGAGCACAAGCAGAAGGAGCUCGAGAAGGUUUGCGCCCCGAUUAUCACCAAGAUGUACCAAGCCACUGGGGCUGGAGGUGAAGGUAUGGGUGGUAUGCCUGGUGGUUUCCCGGGUAAAGCUCCUGGAGGAGGUUCCGGAGGAAGAGGACCUACCAUCGAAGAAGUUGACUGA